AUGUCGCAUUCUCAUCAAAAUACAAUUCGUAGUCAAAAAGGUGCAUCUUCCGCUACGGUUUCAUUUACAAAAAAACCAGCAAUUUUACUCGUAAAACACAUACAAAUUAGUGAAUUACAGGAUAAAAACGAAAGGUCUAAGAAAUUUUUAUCAUUUGGACCUAAUCCUAGACCCAAAUUGGAAUUUUUUAUAGAUAAUAAUAGAAGACGAACGACUACAGAAACUAAAUACAUUAAAAAGAAAAAGACCGUUUGGUCUGAGCAUUUGACCUUUGAACUAUCACCUCCAAUAGAAGAUACUUUGUUUGUGAAAUGCUACGAUAUGAGUAGAAAUGGUAAUGAUGGAUUGUUUGGAGAAUCUGAAGUAAAAUUAAGUUCUUACGAGGGCCAAAGAGGAAAAGUGAAUUUGGUAUUGCUCAAGUAUGAAAAAGAAGUCGGAAAAGUAUCUUUUGAUAUUUAUUUUCUUUCCGGGUAUCCGCCAAAAGAUGCUGAUCUAAACUUACGUGACGGGUCUUCGUCAAAUGAUAUAAUAGGCGUAUUAUUAUUGAAAAACAUUACUUGCAAAGGGAUGAGCAAAAAAGGACAUUUGGAAUUCGUUUUCAAUAAUGGGGCUAAAACGCAUACAACCGAGAAAUACUGGAAAAUGACACCAGAGAUUUGUGAAUACCCUAUAGCAUUUAACUUGGUCGCUAAAAAAAUAAAAAUAUGCAUUCAAUAUCAAUAUAGUUCACUACUCACUGGCUUUGCAAAAACAAAAUUCGAAAUCAGAUCUGCUGAAACUUGGAGAUCACUGAUGGAAUCGGGAACACUUAAAUCUGGCGAUCUUGUAUUUGUAGAAAACGGGUUUGAUGCAGGAUAUACGAGAUUUAAAGUAUCUUUUCAUGCACUGACUACAUUCAAACAGAUCAUCAAAGAAAAUUCUCAAGGAGUAGCACGGCAAGUUACGGAAACUACUUCAGAAACAAGUCGAGCUUCAAGUAUAGUAAAUUUUAACGAGAACAAUGUGCAAAAGAUUCUCCAAAUCGAACCAAAAGAAGAAACAAAGCAAAUUACGAAUAUCGAGAUUUCAAGUAAAGAUCUCGGUCAAUAUCUAGCUGAAAAACCACAAUCACCUAUUCAAACGCGGAGUAACACGUUUACCUCAACAAGCUCCUUUGCAAACACAUUUUCAUCCGGCAUCCGUAGCAAUCCAUCAACCGAAAAUUAUGGAAGCGUCAAAAUUGUCUGCUCAAAAUACUUAAUAUUAUCUUCUGUUGAAAAUAAUCCGGAAUAUCGUCAAUAUAGAAAUCGAUUAUAUAAAGGGCACAAUAUCUAUAAUUUGGAUCAAGUAAUAAUAAAAGUGUUUGAGCGUCAAACGUCGUGGGAAAAUGAGAGAAAUUUUCUUUGUAAAUUAAAUUCGAAAUAUGUCGUCAAAUGGAUAGAUAUGGAAAUUAAUCGUCAUUUAGACGGUGGCUUUGUGUCUAUUACCUCUUAUGCUGGCGAGAAUUUGGAAACAAACGAACUUAUAUUUAAGGACCCAAUUGAAAAGAAACGAAUAUUAUUAAGUAUAUCUAAAGCGACUGAAUUUCUUCAUGGUGAAAAAAUUGCUCACCUCGAUUUGAAGCCUGCAAAUAUUAUUUGCAAGCCAAAUAACUUACACAAGAUACGCCUAUGUGAUUUCGAAUCGGCGAAAAAUUUUGGAGACUAUCUACAAUCUAAUUACGAUCAUUUUCGCUCGUGUGGAUUUAGUGCUCCCGAGAUUGUGCAACAUACUACCAUUAAAGUUACCUCCGCUCAAGAUAUAUUUAGCUUAGGUUGCAUUUUCUAUUUCAUCCACACGAAUAAACUCAUUUAUGAUGAUUUCGACGACUUGAGCGAUUCAACAUGUUCCGAUUGGUUUCGUGGUGAUAUUUUCGACACGCAAGCCGCGAGUAUUAUUUUACGAAUGUUAAAUUGGGUACCAAGUGAUCGUCCAACAAUACAAGAAAUUAUAAACUCGGAUUAUUUUAAGGAAGGCUCAAAUCAACUUAGCAGUGAAUCAUAA
Molecule: messenger RNA, 2022 nt
Organism: Ambispora leptoticha
Lineage: Eukaryota; Fungi; Glomeromycota; Glomeromycetes; Archaeosporales; Ambisporaceae
Source: the annotation of a GenBank genome assembly